GCCACGAAGCAGUUCAUAGAGUCAUCUAACAAUUACCUAGGAUGGGAAUUUUGAGUACAUUCUAAUAUAUUAUGUUCACAACCUUCCAAAUUCAGACUGUAGAGAUACAGAAGGCCUUGGUGUAACUCCAGAAGGAAGGCAUGGACAGUGGCAACAUCUGUAGGUAGGUAGGACUUGGCACAGAGAAGAAAAAGGACAGAGCCUGCAUAGGAGCCAUGAGGAAGCAUUGAUUCCUAGCCUGGACAUCUUCCCUGGGGCCCCUACUCCAGCUCUCUUGGUACUGCAGUUACCCUUGACACUCCACCAUGUCCUAGGAACUUCUGUAGAUGACAGAGACACUUUCUCUUUGUUUUUGUUGAGACAGAUGGGUGGUUUUCAAAGCACUUGAAGGAAGUCUGCUAGGUUGUUCUGAGCCAGGCUAAAUCUUGGUCUGGGGUCUAGGCUCAGGUUCUGAGAUACCAGGUUCUGAGAUACCUGCUUGCAGGUGACUCUCUUCUCUUUGGUGCUUUCUCUGUUCAAAACAUCCUCUUUCCUCCUGGGAAAGGCAUUCAUUUGGUCUGACCUGGGUGAAGAAUAGGGUCUCAGGACAGCAGUGUUCACUCUAGCAUGGUGCUCAGGCUUUUUGCUUUCAGAAAAAGUACAGUAGGAUGGUGGCCAAACAAACAAUGAGGACAAGAUAACAGCAACAGCCCUUACUGUCUCAGUGUGCUGUCUGGGUGAACUCUGUAACCCUCACAGUUGUCCCUCCAAAUUGAUUAUUGUUCUCUCAUUGCUGAGGAGAAAAUAGAGGCAUUCAGAAGUAAGGUGAUGUAGUUGAGAUCAUUUAUCAGGGCCUGGCUCCAUAAGUCAGAGUUCCCACUCACCAUGUGGUCUCCUUCAUUCUCACGGCUCCUGGCCUUUCUCUACCAUUCUGGCUCUCUGUCUUUUUUUGUAAAAUCAUGCUAAUAUUCCUUUAGAGCCCUACGAAGUGCUUUCUGUGAGACUAUGUAUGCCUCUUUGUGACCCUCAUCCCCUGACCUUUGUGAACCUAGAACCCUUCAGUGUUGUUUGGCAGAGUAACAGCAGGGCUGAGAUGGUGGCCCCAGAAAACACUCAGUGACAGUUCUCCUUUCCAGUCGGUAGCAUCCUUUACAGGACUUCAUCACCAGCUGCCCAGGCCCUUGGCAUCUCAGUCUUAUGGUUAUAUCAUGUAGUUGCAAGCAGAGAGAAGGAAUGAAUUGAGAGCCUGUAUCUAGCACAUACUGCGUUAUUAAAAAAAGGGAUAAAUUAGUAAGUAGCAGAGUUAGGAGAAGUAAUAAAGAUUUAAAUACUGAUAGCUUUUCUUCUAAGAAAAAUGAAUUUGUUUUCUAAAUGCUUUCGUUUCUGUAAACUUGACUGUGGUGCUCUAAAAUAAAGGCAGAGCCCCCCUACCAACACCGCCCCCCCUUAAAAUAAAAGCAGAGCAGUCCCAUCAACACCCCUCCUUUAGUGCUUAUUCCAACGAAGCUCAGUUUCUCCUGAGUGGAUUCUGAGCAAACGUUUAAGAGAUCUCGCUGAGAGGUAUCAUGUGAUGAGACUGCCUGGCCUUUACCUGUUGGGGGCUGGUUCUGCUUUAUCCCUUGUAUCCACUUGUAGUCCCAUUGUUUCUUAAAGCAGAUUGUGCUUUUACCAAAUACAUUUUCAGAGGCAGGAGGAUGGACUCUUGAACUGAGGAUUUUAUUCCUUUGCAUGACUCCUGGAACAGUUUUUCAGAAUGUCUAGUUUUUAUGUGAUGCAUUUAUAGUUUUAAUUUUUUCUCUUUUCUCUCAUGGCAUUUAUUUGAGACAAGAACCUAUUCUCUAGCUUUGGUCUGUCUGGAACUCACUAUAUAUCCCUGGCUACUCUCAAAUUUGUAUCCUUCCUCCUGCCUCAGCUUCCUGAGUGCUGGAAUUUUAGGUGCUUGUCACCAUGCCUAGCCCCAUAGAGUUUUCUUCAAGGUCUUAUUUAGAUUACUAAUGACUAUCCCUUUCCACUGUCCAAACAGCUGACAGAUAAUUAGUAUCAGAGACAAAUGUACCAUGAGCAUUGGAGAGUCAGACAAGAGGGAUUUAGAACAGGUUUUAGUAACAGGGAGGCUUGGUUACUUCUAGAAUGAAAGAGCAAAUAGGGAGAAGGUAGGGCCGCCUUGGAGCUGGUAAAGGCCAGGGAGACAGAAUAGACUGAUUCCCUCUUGUCAGGAGAGUUUCACCAGAAGAGGGGUGUGUGGGCUUCAGGUUUUACAUGGAUAAGCAGGUUUAGAAUUGAUCAAAAGGUGUUUUAUGGGACUCUGUGAAGCACAGGCUCAUGAGGAGGGUGAUGAAUAUUGCUCCUUCAGUUUCAUUGGCUGCCCCUGUUCACUGCCUUCAGGGAGGCUGUGAAUCUGGGUCACAGUGGACAAACACAUCUCUUAGUUGUCUUCCAAUUUCCACCUGGCUCUCCAUGUCCAUCACAGGGAGUCAUGAGGGCAGCUGUCCUGAGAAACGUUCAAGGUAAUAGACAGAUAAACAAACUGAUUACAUAUAAUCGAGUUUACUUAAUAUAUCUUCAGGAAGGAGAUAUAUUAAGAACACAUUACAGAGUGGUGUGUCUUGAGGAGCUAUUAUAAGGCUAAGAUUUGGGCAAACUGAAGAGGGAAGGGAAGGAACUUUAGGUAAAUACAGAACAAAAUGUCGGGGAAGGAACAAGUACAAGCUGUGUAGAGAGCAAUUUGUACUUACGUGAAUAAAAAUGGUAGAAUGAAUGUUAAAAGGUGGAGGUGGUUGAGGACACUGGGGGCAGGGUGAAUGGAGACAGGUGCAGCUUCUGUUGGUUCUAAAGCACCUUGCCACAGAAACUGUGCAAAUGAAACACUCAGGGCCAGAAGCCAUGCCUACACCCUAGCCACCAUCUUCUAGAUGAGCUUUCUCUUGGGAGCUCAGCAAUUCACAAGUUCACAUCUGCCUUUGUGCCUUUGCACACGCUCAAGAAUUCUUUCUGUUCCUUCACUUCCAGCCACUCAUCAGCUAUAGUGGGCACCAUGAUUCACAGCAACAUCACUAUCUUCCACCCUGCAGUUUUCGUGCUCCUUGGCAUUCCUGGGUUAGAGGCUUAUCAUACCUGGUUGUCUGUACCCUUGUGCCUCAUGUAUGUCACUGCGGUCUUUGGGAACAGCAUCCUGAUAGUGGUCAUCAUCACAGAACGGAGCCUGCAUGAACCCAUGUAUUUCUUUCUCUCCAUGCUGGCCAUCACAGAUAUCCUGCUGUCCACUACUACUGUGCCCAAGGCCCUAGCCAUCUUUUGGCUCCAUGCCCACAACAUUGCCUUUGAUGCCUGUGUCACCCAAGUCUUCUUUGUCCACACAAUGUUUGUGGGGGAGUCAGCCAUCCUGUUAGCCAUGGCCUUUGACCGCUUUGUGGCCAUCUGUGCCCCACUGAGAUACACAACGGUGCUGACAUGGCGCAUGGUGGGGAGGAUUGCUCUAGCCAUUGUCAUCAGAAGCGUCUGUAUCAUCUUUCCCGUGAUUUUCUUGCUGAAGCGGCUGCCGUUCUGUCAAACCAACAUCAUCCCCCAUUCCUACUGUGAGCACAUUGGGGUGGCCCGCUUAGCCUGUGCCGACAUCACUGUUAACAUUUGGUACGGCUUCUCAGUGCCCAUCGUCAUGGUCAUCAUGGAUGUGAUCCUCAUUGCUGUGUCUUACUCACUCAUUCUGCGAGCGGUGUUUCGUUUGCCCUCCCAGGAUGCUCGGCGCAAGGCCCUGAGCACUUGUGGGUCUCACCUCUGUGUAAUCCUCAUGUUUUACGUUCCAUCCUUCUUUACUUUACUGACCCACCGCUUUGGGCGGAACAUUCCCCGGCACGUGCAUAUCUUGUUGGCCAAUCUUUAUGUGGUGGUGCCACCAAUGCUGAACCCCAUUGUCUACGGGGUUAAGACUAAGCAAAUCCGGGAGGGUGUAGUCCACUGGUUCUUGGACAUCAAGACUCAGUGUUGUUCCUCUUCUUUGGGUUGAUGGGUCCUUAUGAAUCUUUAUACUCAGCUUUAUCAAGGAAGCUAGCCAAGGAGCAGAGAUUCCUGGAUAGAGAGGACUGUCCUUCUUUUGCUUCAUCCUUGUCCUCUUCCCACUUUUCCAUUUUCUGAUUUGUCUUCCUUAUCUCUUUCUCUUGUUUAAUGUGUGCUACCCACUUCAUACAUUUAUCCUCAAAACUAGAGAUGGUAAACUAAGUGUACAUUUCUCUGAUAUGAGAAUUUGACUUUUUCAGUAAUAGGCUAUAUUCUCUGAUAUGAGAAUUUGACUUUUUCAGUAAUAGGAUAUAUCACAAGAAGUAAGGUUAUAAACAAAUAAAUAUAUUUAAACAUUUAAUAUAUGGAGAGGCUCUGAUAUUUUAAAGUCCCUAAUACUGUUUCUUUAUAUAGAAUCAAGUAAGCUGGGCUUGGUGGUUCAUUCCUGUAAUCCCAUCACUCAGGAAGCUGAGGAAGGAUUGAUCUGGGUUUGAGAAUAACCUGGCUUACAUAGUCAGUUCAAGAGCAACCUGAGUUAUAAAGCAAAAUUUUGUCACAAACAUCAAACCAAAGCUAAUAAAAGUUCUCUACUAUCUUCUAUGGUGUCAGGUGGUUUUUUUUUUUAAGGGCACAUAUGUUUUGCCUUCUGGAAUAUUGUCUCAUUCUUCAAAUUUCAACUCAGGAACUGCCAUCUCAGACAGGUGGUGGUGACACACACCUUUAAUCCCAGCACUCAUGAG
Molecule: messenger RNA, 4712 nt
Organism: Peromyscus maniculatus bairdii (prairie deer mouse)
Lineage: Eukaryota; Metazoa; Chordata; Mammalia; Rodentia; Cricetidae
Source: RefSeq, a predicted model, not a curated record